Messenger RNA from Spinacia oleracea (spinach), 1043 nucleotides. RefSeq names its product glycine-rich RNA-binding, abscisic acid-inducible protein. The record is from RefSeq and is a predicted model, not a curated record. Lineage: Eukaryota; Viridiplantae; Streptophyta; Magnoliopsida; Caryophyllales; Amaranthaceae. The transcript is spliced from 2 exons. Gene Ontology annotation, molecular function: RNA binding. The coding region runs from base 288 to 794 and encodes 168 amino acids.
CUAAAGAUCACGAUAACGAUUCACGAGCGUAAAGCCAAAGCUAUGAUAAGACCACAAGAUAUUUUUUUUUUAAAUCUAAAAAUAUCUUCUUAAACCAAGAUUAAUCCAACUUGCGUUGCGUCACAUCUUAACCCUAGGCAACCUUAAAACGGUCUAGCGUAGCCUCAAACCCUACCCCCCUCGUCCUAUAUAAACACCACUCCAUCCUCCUCAAUUCAUCGUGCUCUCUAUUCCCCUCUUCUUCCUCAAUUAAUUUCUAGGGUUUCAUAUUUUUCUAGUUCCUCAAAAUGUCCGGUGACGGUGAAUUCAGAUGUUUCGUCGGCGGCCUUGCAUGGGCCACCGAUGACGAAGCUCUUAACAGAGCUUUCUCUCAGUUCGGCCAAGUUACUGAUUCGAAGGUGAUUAAUGACAGAGAAACUGGCAGAUCUAGAGGAUUUGGAUUUGUGACUUUCUCAAGCAAAGAUGAACUUGACGCUGCGAUCCAAGCAAUGAACGGAUCUGAUCUCGACGGCCGUCAAAUUACUGUUAACGAGGCCCAAUCUCGCAGCGGCGGAGGUGGUGGUGGAGGUGGAUACCGCGGCGGAGGUGGCGGUGGAGGCUACAACGGCGGUGGUGGUCGCCGUGAAGGAGGAUACAGCCGUGGUGGAUACGGAGGUGGUGGUGGUGGUGGAUAUGGAGGUGAAGGUGGCUACGGUGGUGGCCGUCGUGAGGGUGGCUACGGAGGUGGAGGUUACGGCGGUGGUGGUGACCGAUACUCCUCCCGUGGUGACACUGGUGGAAACUGGAGGAAUUAGGGUUGAUUUGUGAUGGUUGUUUUUAUCCACAAGCUUUUUACUUUCGGGUUAAACAAAAGCUAGAUUUAUGUUACUUUUGCCGUCAUUGUUACUGUUUGGUUGUUUCCAUGUUACUGUUUUGGGUACUUGAUUUUGAUCGGUUACUUUUGAUUGAGGGUGUUACUGUUAGUUUGUAAUUAGAACGAUAGUUUCAACCUUGGAAGUAAUGAAAAGGAUUGAUUACCAAAAUCCAUUUUUCCUUUGUUGAAA